AGAGAAUUAUUUCUAAUAGGGAGAACUUAAAAUUCGGAACAAAAUGGCGAAUAACUCUACCAUUGAAUACGAAUAUUACUACGAAAUGAACGGAACAGAUGAAGAAUAUUGCUCUGGAGAACAAGAACUAAUUUUCAAGAGCUCAGUCCAGUUGAUUUUCGUGAUCAUCUAUUCUAUCAUUGGAUUCGUUGGAAUCUUUUCCAACACUUUUAUCAUCAUCAUCAUACUUAGUAAACAAGAAAUGUGGAACAGCACAAACGUGUUCAUCUGCAAUAUGGCCGUAUCAGAUAUAGUGAUCAGUCUGACCGCUAUACCACUCACACCGCUCACAGCUUUUACAGGAGAUUGGUAUUUUGGAAAGAUUGCCUGUGUUCUCCUACCUGCCUUCCAGGGAGGAAGUGUGUACAUAUCAUCACUGAGUCUGGCGGCAAUAGCUGUGGAUAGAUACUUUGCGAUGAACAAAAGUAGUCCUGCACAAAAGAACCCCAUGAAUGCCUGGUGUGUUGUACUACUCAUUGAUAUCAUCUCAAUGGCCCUUGUUAGUCCCUACUCCUGUAAUAUGGAGCUGAGAGAAAUGAAAGAUUCUAGGGUGUGCAUGGAAAACUGGUCCGGAAAAUUUAGAUAUGUGUUUGGAGUGGCCACCAUCCUUGUCCAGCUAGUUCUACCAGUGGUGAUAAGUGCUGUGGCGUACAGGAAAAUUUUAGUCCUGCUCCAGAAACAUUCUUCAACUCUCAAACAGAAUAUGUCAAAAACAUCUCAUAAAAUUCAACAAGAGAGACAAAGGAACAAGAGACGAACUCAUAUUCUCAUCGCCAUCUUGGUUUUAUUUGUAAUCUGUUGGUUACCCCUAAACCUCAUCAACCUUCUGGAAGAUGUCGGAGUCAGACUCAGCUGUUGGAGAUACUACUUCUUCCUGUUUUUCUGUUUCCAUAUUCUUGCUUCAUUCUCAGUGUGUAUCAACCCAAUCCUGUAUGGUUGGCUCAACGCUAGCAUUAGGGAGGAGAUCGAGGACCGGCUGAACCGUUUAAAAUCAGUAUUCUGUGCACGGGAAGAACAUUCUCAGAGUUUAGAGUUAAAUCUCGUGAUAGAAGGGAGGAUAACACCUUCAAUGAGGAUCAGAGCAAUUAAUGCUGAGCAAAACAAUUUAAACCAUGUUUAAAUCACUGUAAAUAACAUACUUUGAAUUUAAUUCAAACCACUGUGAAUCAAAACUUUAAACCUGCAAAUACUUCGAAUGAUGUUUAAACCACUGUGAAUGAAACACUUUAAACCAAAUUUAAACCACUGCGAAUCAAACACUUUGAACCUUAUUCAAAACAUUGUGAAUUAAACACUUUGAACUUUAAUCAAACAGCUGUGAAUUAAACAAUUUAAACCAUGUUUCGACCACUGUAAAUCAAAAAAAACUUUUACCAUGUUUAAACCUCUGUGAAUAACAAACUUUAUUCCAUGUUUAGACCACUGUGAAUAAAAUUAAACCAUAUUUAAACCACUGUGAAUCCAACACUUAAAAUCAUGUUAAAACUACUGUGAAUCAAAUGCUUUAAAUCAUGUUUAACCACCGUGAAUAAAACAAUAUGAAUCGAAAUUAAACCACUGUGAUUACAUGGCACUUUAAACCAUGAUAAAAUCACUGUGAAGUAAAUCCAUUACUUUAUAUCAUGUUAAAACCACUGUGAUUACAUGGCACUUUAAACCAUGUUAAAACCAACCAUGAACCAAUUUAUUUGAAUCGUGUCUAAACCACUGUGAAUGAUUUAAAAUAGAGUUUAUACAUUAUUUAUUUUGAUUAAUAACCAGUAAAUAAUUACAAAUAUUCGUCAAAGUUUUAAUAUUAAACCACUGUUAUUAAUCAAUACUCGAAAGAUGGUGUUAUUUAUUUAGAUCAAACUAAAUCUAAAAAUAUUUGAACCAGUUUUCUCAAACCAAAUCCAGUGUUUGAUAAAACACCAUAGUGAUAAAAAACUAUAUAGUCUAUAUGUGAUAACAAAAUAAAAGUAUCAUUUAACAUUUGAAAACAAUACUCAAGCUUCAGUACUUUCUGUCUAU
Messenger RNA from Eurytemora carolleeae, 2049 nucleotides. Its product is annotated as neuropeptide Y receptor type 5. Gene Ontology annotation, molecular function: neuropeptide binding; neuropeptide Y receptor activity. The transcript is spliced from 15 exons. NCBI's taxonomy places the organism in Eukaryota, Metazoa, Arthropoda, Copepoda, Calanoida, Temoridae. Gene Ontology annotation, biological process: G protein-coupled receptor signaling pathway. Gene Ontology annotation, cellular component: plasma membrane; neuron projection. The coding region runs from base 44 to 1159 and encodes 371 amino acids. The record is from RefSeq and is a predicted model, not a curated record.